This is a messenger RNA of Acanthosepion pharaonis, 1344 nucleotides long. The record is from the annotation of a GenBank genome assembly. Lineage: Eukaryota; Metazoa; Mollusca; Cephalopoda; Sepiida; Sepiidae.
AUGUUCGUGACCUUCUCUCUUUCUUCCUGGUACUUGUCAACCGGAAGAUAUUGGCGGAAGCUCUAUAGGCUUCUCUUAUCAUUAUCUAUCUAUCUAUCUAUCUAUCUAUCUAUCUAUCUAUCUAUCUAUCCCUCCUACUUUUUUCAUAUCUAUCUAUCUAUCUAUCUAUUCUAUUUUUUCAUAUCUAUCUAUCUAUCUAUCUAUCUAUCUAUCUAUCUAUCUAUCUAUCUCAGACUGUUAAUAUCUAUCUAUCUAUCUAUCUAUCUAUCUAUCUAUCUAACCCUCCUACUUUCUUCAUAUCUAUCUAUCUAUCUAUCUAUACUUAUAUAUAUUCUAGUUUCUUCAUAUCUAUCUAUCUAUCUAUCUAUCUAUCAUAGUUUCUUCAUAGCUUUUCUUUACAUCUAUCUAUCUAUCUAUCUAUCUAUCUAUCUAUCUAUCUAUCGAUCUAUCUAUCUAUCCCUCCUAGUUUCUUCGUAUCUAUCUAUCUAUCAAUGUAUCUUUCUAUCUAUCUAUUCUAAUUUGUUCAUACCUAUCUAUGUAUCUAUCUAUCCUAGUUUUUUCAUAUCUAUCUAUUCUAGUUUCUUCAGAUCUAUCUAUCUAUCUAUCUAUCUAAGUUUGUUCAUAUCUAUCUAUCUAUCUAUCUAUCUAUCUAUCUAUCUAUCUAUCUAUCUAUCUAUCUAUCUAUCUAUAUCUAUCUAUAUUCAUGUUCAUGACAUCUAUCUAUAUAUCCUAUUUUUUUCAUAUCUAUCUAUCUAUCUAUCUAUCUAUCUAUUCUGGUUUCUUCAUAUUUAUCUACCUAGUUUUUUCAUAUCUAUCUAUCUAUCUAUCUAUCUAUCUAUCUAUCUAUCUAUCUAUCUAGGUUUUUCACAUCUAUCUAUCUAUUCUAAUUUCUUCACAUCCAUCUACAUAUCUAACUAUUCUAGUUUCUUCAUUAUCUAUCUAUCUAACAUAGCUUCUUCAUAUCUAUCUAUUUUCUUCAUAUCUAUCUAUCGAUCUAUCUAUCAUACUUUCUUCAUAGUUAUCUAUCUAUCUAUUCUACCGAUGCAGGAGGUCCUGUCACAAUCAUAUAAAAUCUCUGUUCCUGAAGCCAUGACAUCUAUCUAUCUAUCUAUCUAUCUAUCUAUCUAUCUAUUUGACUUUCUUUCAGUCUAUGUCAUUCUCUUCAUAUCUAUCUAUCUAUCUAUCUAUCUAUCUAUCUAUCUAUCUAUCUAUUUAUCCUCUGACGUCAUAGAGUCCACUGAGACUGCCCUUUUCUGUCUAUUUAUCUAUCUAUCUCAGUCUGUUCUUAUCUAUCUAUCUAUCUAUCUGUCCGUCUAUCUUGUAGUAUCAGUAUUGCGACCCUAA